This is a messenger RNA of Brienomyrus brachyistius, 2538 nucleotides long. RefSeq names its product NXPE family member 1-like. The coding region runs from base 376 to 2016 and encodes 546 amino acids. The record is from RefSeq and is a predicted model, not a curated record. The transcript is spliced from 5 exons. NCBI's taxonomy places the organism in Eukaryota, Metazoa, Chordata, Actinopteri, Osteoglossiformes, Mormyridae.
UCUUACCCCUUUCCUCUCUUUCUUGCCCUUGUGUUAAUCACUCAAGCUGCCUCUCAUUUACUCCCUUGUUUCCCUUGUAUAAAAGCCCUUCCCAGUUAUAUGUUCCCCAGUCCCGUCAUUGACGUUACCUCUCUGAUUUGCCCAUGUCUUCCCUGUUUGACAUGGUUGAUCCCCUGCGAACCAGUUGCUUUCUAUUCUAUUACUAUUGUAUUACUACUUCUUUUACUAAUAUUGCUUAAUACGCCUGUCCUCGAGUCUUCUGUCCUGCAUCGUGUGACAGGUACCUUGAAGUAUAAUGUUUAAUUGAUGUUCUAUACAAGAUCAUUUAAAUAAACCAAAUUAUCAUUAACACUAAUAUGGGAGAACAAAUAUUACAUGGAAAUGACAUUUUUCUUCAUAUUAUUCAUUGCUGCUCAUCAAUUUCAAUUGCUUUUGUUGCAGAAUUAUAUGAAUUUAAGGGGAAAAAAACACUGGUUCCCACUAAACCUCAUCAAAAUUCCACAUGGGGAGAUGACUGUAGAUGACGUGAUGCUCUCCCUCCAGUGGGAUCUCCCUCCAUCGGCUGUCUGGAAGUCUAUUCAGAACACCUCCAGUCCUGCUCAGAGCACGGCCAGUCUGGAGCAUCCCCAAGCCCAGUACUGUAUGGGAGACACCUUAGAUGUGCGUGUGGACAUGCGGGACCACAGUGGGAGGCCCAAGACUCAUGGAGGAGACUUCAUAUUGGCCAGAAUUCACUCCCCCAAUCUACAGGCCUCCGCCGCAGGAGCCGUCACUGACCUCCGCAAUGGCUCCUACCGUGUCCGCUUCACCCUGCUCUGGCCUGGGGAGGUGCAAGUGUCUGUGCUCCUCAUGCACUCCUCUGAGGCGGUGCAGGCGCUGUGGAGGUCCAGGCAGCUCAACUACAAGAAGAUCACACAUAAAGGAGCCUUUGUCAACGGGAGCAAAACUGAGACGUCUGAGUGCGGCUUCCAGCUGAACGCGAGCAAAUCCCUGUGCGAGUACAAAGACGAGAGGGACGGAGAAUCCUACUCCUGUUAUACACCCCCAACCCUGCCCUGUCACUCGAUCGACACCAUGUCUUCAUUCAACACUCCAGGAUCUGCACUCACCAAGGAGGAAGCUUUGCUACUUAACUGGAAAAAUAUUGGGGUGAAGAUAAAGAACCACUUUGACAAUGUGGAUGUCAACGAUUGUUCUGUUUCCCCCAGCAAAGUAGGUAAGUAUUGUAUCCAGAGAAUCAGUCCCAGCAUCCCGAGUGGUUACUACUGGAGAAACCAGUGGUCUUCCUUGUACUGUAAAACUGGCAGCUUCUUCACUCUGGAGUCCAUCAACCGCUGCCUGAAAGGAAAGACACUCUACCUUAUGGGAGACUCUACUAUGCGUCAGUGGAUACAGAAUCUGAACAGCUUUCAAACAGAUAAAAGCAGAGACUAUCGUGGCUUUUCCCUCUUGAAGAUUGUUAACAUUAAGAGCAAUUAUACCAUCUACUGGAAAAAUCACGGUCAUCCCAGGAUUACAUUUAGUAAAAUUAAACUCAUCGAGGCUCCCUACAUUUCCCGAAAUUUGGACGCUAUCGGAGCAGAGGGAGAGGACACAGUGGUGGUGAUCGGAGUGGGGCAGCACUUCCGCGCCUACCCCCUGGAGCUCUUUGUCCGCAGGUUGCUGAGCCUGCGGAGGGCCAUCCAAAGGCUGCAGGCCCGCAGUCCCGGGACCCGCAUCUUCAUCAAGCUGGAGAACACCAGGGAGCUCUCCUCAGAACCAGAACGUUUCAGCGACUGGCACGGACACCUGCAGAACCUGGCUCAGAGGAAGGUGUUUGGGGACCUGCAGGUGGGGUUUGUGGAUGCCUGGGAGAUGACAGUGGCUGCCAACACCUUUGUCAUCCACCCCGACCCAACCAUCAUUGCCAGUGAGGUGGCGGAGUUUCUGUCCCGUCUCUGUCAUACUCCACAGGAUACCAGUGCCAUAUUCCACUUGUCCUCUGAUAGCUUUCUGCAAAGUCUGCUUCAUUUCUGACCAUUUAAUAUCUACAUGAUUUUUGCCAGUUAAACUUCUGCCAUAUCUGUUUUCAGCUGUGGAAAGGCAACUGUGCGUAUCAUAAGGAAAGUUGCUUACAAGGUGUCGCAUAUCGGAAACCUUUCAGCAGAGCUGGAUUGGCUACCUGGCAUAGUGGGUAUUUUCCUGGUAUGACGCCCCCCCCCAAUAAAGGACCAUUUGCCAAUUUUUAAUCCCAGUCCAGCCUUACCUUUAAAAUACAUGUUUAUUUCAGUUCCUGGAAUUGGUGUGGGAACAGUGUAUGUUUAGAAAAUAGGUUUGCAAAACCAGUGCCCACAAAAUGUGUAUCACAUGCAUGGGCUAUUGCUGAAGCAGGGUGUGAGAGUACUACUAUGGAACCUCACUUUAAAUAUUCAUGUACUGUAUAUUAUAUAUUCUUGUAUGAACACCCAGGGUUUUCGUGAUGGUUAAUUGUCCACUCUGUACGCAACAAAGACGUAUGCAAAGCCAUGUUGUACUGUAAUAGAUUUUGAUUGAAUCCUU